Molecule: messenger RNA, 9109 nt
Organism: Biomphalaria glabrata
Lineage: Eukaryota; Metazoa; Mollusca; Gastropoda; Planorbidae
Exons: 13
Coding region: 341-6979 (2212 amino acids)
Biological process (GO): cell fate commitment; regulation of transcription by RNA polymerase II
Cellular component (GO): nucleus; cytoplasm
Molecular function (GO): DNA-binding transcription factor activity; histone deacetylase binding; RNA polymerase II cis-regulatory region sequence-specific DNA binding
Source: RefSeq, a predicted model, not a curated record
ACGAACGAAGUUAGAAUAAGUCUAAUUUGUCUCUUGGAAACUGAGUGAUAGAUUAGAUCUCGACUAAUAGACUCUAUUAUAGAGUCUAUAUUGAAAUUUAUUAGACUCUACUCUCUAGAUAUCUAGAUUGAAUAUGCGGAUAUUGCCUAAAUAUAUUACAAUGGAAGACGUUUAUGUUUCUUUAAAUUAAAAAUAUGUUUGUCCAUUUUAGCAUAAGCGCCUGCUCUACAUCUUAUCAGCAGUCACAUUAAUGACAUAAUCAAAAACCAACUUGAACAUUCUGAGGAAUACUUCAGGGAUGGCAUCUUAAGGAAGCUAUGGAGAUGUGAAGUUUGUUGUCAUGGCAGAUAGCUUUCCAACUAUCAGUGCAGACCAACUGACUAAAGCUGCCGCAGGAGUUCUUUCUGCUCUGGAUGGAGAUGCACCUGGAGAUGGUUGGCAAACAAAAGGUAUUUUUAACACAGAAAAACUCAGACAAAAAAAGCCUUUUCAGUCUUCUCUGGAACUGUUAGAAAAUCUUUCUACUUCAGUUACUUCCGAACUUGCUAAGCUCAACCAACUUGAUGUACAGAAAUCAUCCAACAGUAAUCUACCUAAUUCAAAUCCUAGUGUUGGAAAAAUUAAAAAGUAUGAUGGUUCCUGUCAACCUGCUGCCAAGAAAUAUUCAAGUCGUAAAAACUACAAACUGCUUCCCCCUAUUAUUCCUCGACAGUUCCAGAAAAGCCACAGAAAACAUGCACCGCAGGUGGUUUGUCAGAAACAGGUGGUGACCCUCAGUCAUCAACCAAGUUUGCACAGCUCUGAAAAGUUGAAGUCCAUGCCCAUUAGAUUUGCUCGUUAUACAACCAAUUAUGUUUUUAUUAGGACAGCUCCACCAGUGUCAGGGACUGUGCUGUCAUCUGGGUCAGUGUCAGUUGGAACAACAGUCCAGGCUGUGGCUACUUUGGAAUCUCCUAAUCAUGUAAAAUCAGCAACUACCAUUAAUCCAAUAGUCUCUUCUUCCAUGGCAACUCCAUCUACUGCUGUUGUGUCAUCCUCAUGUGGAGUAAAUGCAAAAAGCAUGUCAUUAGUCCCUAUCGCACCAAAGUUAACACCAAACAAUGCUAACCUAGCUACAGUCAUUAUCUCAAGUACUGGUAAAUCAGUAGUACAGACCUCUACUUUAAGACCAGUGUUGCUGCCUAUUUCAAUCAAAUCUGGUGAAGCAUUACAAAACAACAGUGCUUUAGCUUUGUCAAAAUGUCUUGCAGUGGAACACACCAACAUUUGUACUCCAACUAAGAUGCCAAGUCAAGAGGUCUCAACAUCUAAAGCCCAGGUGGUCCAUAUGCAGCUUUCCCCAUCCAACCCCGGCUUGACUAGACUAUUGUUCUCAGGAUCACCAUCAAACACAGUGACUAAAUCUGAUGCUGAGAAUAUAUCUACUCCAUCUCACUCUAACCAUCAAACAGCUACCACUUCCAGCAUAUCAAAGUCUGACCUAACUUUAAUGAGCUGUCUGAACAUAAAUAAUAUCUCUCAUUCCAAUAGCAUUACUAGUGCAGCCAGAGGAUCUAGCCAGGUGAAGCUGUCCCCCUCCAGCUACCAUCACAGCCCUUCACAUACCACUCCUGGGGGUAGCACCAUCACCAGCCCACCAUCAAGUUUAAGAAUCUUGCUUCAGAGCAAAUCUUUAUCACAUACAUCCUCUCUCUCCCAUAUAAAGGCAUCACCUCUGCCUAUCACAGACCCAUCUGCACAAGAUCUAAAGUUAAAGUCAUUGGAAGCUAAUCUGUCGUGUGUUAAAUCACCUUCCACUUGCAAUGAAUCAAAAUUGUUUGAACUGACAUCAAAAUCAAAGUCACCAUUAAAUGAUUCAAACUAUUGUUGUUCUGAAAGUUCAAAAUUUGAAAAUUUCAAGCCAGCCAGUACAAUGCCAUCAAGUCAUUCCAUUUCGACAACCAUAGUUAUGGAUAAUUCUCCACUAGGAAGCUUUUCAUCAAAUGGAAAGUUCAUAAAAACAACAGCUACAGCAUCAGUCACAACAGCUGAACUUAAUUCACAUCAGUCAGUGUGUAAGUCUGUCACAAUUAGCACAGCCAAAUUACCUGGUCUGUUGAAUAAUGCAAUUACAUCCAAGUCUCAUCAAACUGAGUCUAACCCCACAACAAGUUUUUCUACUGGCCCAGCCAAUUUAUCUUCAUCAAGUGUUGAUCAACAGUUUGAGCAAGUGAAAGAAUCUCUAAUUAAUUUAUUGAAGUCCUCUUCCAACAGCAUUUAUAAUUGUCCUGUUACAGCAAUAUCAAAACCAUUGCCCUUGAUGGCUAACCUUCCAGUUGACGAGUAUAAGUAUUGCAAUGAAAAACAUCAUCAGAACAUAGUAGCAACAACUUCUACUCCAUCCAAAUCAUUAUCUACUGUCAAAACAAUGACCACAAGAGCAGAGACAACUCAGUCCAACAAUCUACUAAAGUCCCUUCUUUGUGCCAGUGAAGGAAAGUCUAAAACAUCUGAUCACACUGUCACUACAGUAACAACAUCAUCUGUGGUGACUACUGGAUUGACUAAUGUUUCUAAUACUACCAGCACAGAGGUUUUAGAUAAUCAUUCAACAUCAUUAACUAACAUUCUGAGUAGAGAAGAAGAGUCCAUGUCUAUAUCAACUGCUGCAGCUGCUGCUGCUAUGGUUUCACUGUCAGAGACAAAUACUCUGCCAAAGCCAACUGAAAACCAUCCAGCUUUGUCAACUGAUACCCCAGCAGGCAGUUCAACCAACAUAGCCAGUUCUUCUUUGCCAGAACUGCCACAGUUCCAUAUUUCACCAGUGGACAGAAGCCAACUUUUGAUCUCCCCUGCAGGCAUCAAACACCUUCAGAAUUUGCUGCGCAAGCAAGGGAUAUCUGAAGGCUAUUUCAUCAUCACAACUCCCAGGCCUUCACUCUCUGCAGCAGCCAAUUGUAAGAACCAGCCGGUGAACUUUGAAAAUUCAAAUUUCACCAAUACACGUUCGAAGAAAGUCAUUUCUCAAACAGGAAACUCAAAUAUAUCCUCCUCCUCAAGUCAGAGUAUCUCCAAUGAUGAAAACAUGUAUCCGUCUCAACAAGUUUUAGUAGAAAAUAGGAUGGAGGAGAAUAAUGGUGAAGAUUUAUUAGAUAAAGGUAAUAGUGUUGAUAAAAGAGGAAAUGGAGAAUCAAGCUCAGAUAUAUCCAAAGAAGUUAGUUUAUGUCAAGAUAAUUAUGAAAGUGAAAGUGACAGCUCCUCAGAAUCUCAGUCUAGUUGUGGCGCCCUGGUUAUAGAAACAGGAGAAGAUGAGGAUGGACAGCAAAGCUCAUUGUCUCCAGAGGAUGGUGAAUGCUCUCUAAGAAAGCAUCUCUCAGACACUAAUGAAAACAUUUUUGAUAAUAGCCACAUUAAGACUAAACAUGUUUCCAAAUUAGAUGGUGCUUGGGAAGGUGGUAAUGACUUGAAUGGUUCCGGAAUCAUAGCACAGAGCCCAUUAUCCUUAAGCGACCUUAUUAGACAACAGCAGAGGCAUGGAGAGACUGACUACAACUUUUUAUCAACUUCAGAGCAUAAAAUGAAAAAUGGGGAGGAUGAAAUGAGAAGCGCAUCAGAAAACAUACAUCAUGAGACAUCAGUUGGCAAUGGAGAUGAUUUUAAUUUCACUAUACCCCUGUGCCCAGUAUCAGCAUAUGGUGUCUCACAUCAGAAUUCUGCCUUAGAAAUCUCUUCUGGCUAUCAGCAUAACAUGUAUGGUGCUAACACUAUGUUUGCCAAUGAUAUGUCUUUUGAAAAUAGCACUCAGCAUUCCAGCUUGGAAACACAUAACCAAAUGGGGGAGAUACGAACCAAUCCUUCACCCAAACUGCUUUCCAGGCCUAUGAGUGCAGCCAGCCCAAAGUCUCCACUUUCUGUUAACUCAAGCCAGAUUUCAGAUCAUAGCACCCCUCUGAACCCACCAAUGACCCCUAAUACAAUGCUAAUCAAUCUGCUGAACAGAGUUCCCACACCAUUACUGACUAACCACCAUGACCUGCUCUCUGUACCUACAUCUCAAGAAAAUAACAUGAAUGUAUCAGCACUAGGUAACUUUGAAAUCCUUCAAAGCAAGCAAGAUCACAGUCUUUACCAUAACAAAAAUAUGACCUAUUCAGGAAACUCCAAUCAGAACUCGUUACUUAAUAAUGUUGAAACAGACAACACUAACCUGUUAUACAAUCAAGAUUCUAGGAAUAUAAGUGAUAGAAAGUUUGUUCAGAAUGCCCUACAAAUAAUGAAUGCUAACUAUUCUUCUAUGCCCAGUUCAAGUGAUGAUCAUGGUGCUCCACUAGCCAGUUUUAGUGAUGUAGCAUUUUCUCAGCACAGGUCACAAGAUCAACAUUCUUCAAUGUGUUUCCCAGAAACUUAUGAAGGGGAUGUCAAACAGCAUGAGGAUAGUCAGCAUUUUCAUUGCAAGUCUUGCCCCGGCCCACUUGUAGUCACUGUCAAUUUAGACACAAGCUCUCCGGCUGUCAAAGUUUCACAUGCUUGCAACGCAGGAAAGUCAGCUGAGGAGUUGCUUAGCACUUUUGAGCAUACAACUCUGGGACUGUUGAAGACGGAAGGCUCUCAAGAAUCAAUGCAGCUGAACUUGAUUCCGGUGAAAUCAAGUGAGACUGAUAUCCUCCGUCACCUUAUUUUGAACACAAGUAGUGGGUCAUUUCAUUCGAUGGCAUCUGGAGAUCAGGGGUUUGUCGAGGCACCCUCAGCUUACAAUAUGUCUCAACCUCACAUGCAGCCCCAGUAUGAAUGUCAAGUGGAGUCUUUCCUAGAUUCAAGAAGUCAGCACAAAGACAUGACAGAGAACACUUCCUAUCAGUCGCAGGAAGACAAUUUUCUUCAUUUGGAAUCUCACUCUCACAGCCAGUCGACAUCAUCUUACACAGAUGCCAGCUUCCAAGUGUCCACUUCUUACAAUGGUACUGAAGAAGAUAACCCAACCUUAGUCGACUCAGCCAGAUCCUCUUACAUUCUUCAGGGAAAUGGCCCCUCUUUCACCAUGAAUGACAUGAAUAAAAGUAACUUGCCCCUUGACGACCAACCUUUCCUUGAAUCAAGUGAAAGACUUCAGCACCUCAGUGACUUUAGAUCUGACCAGCAGCAAGAGAACCUGUUUUAUCAGCAUACCCAUGACCCUCAAACUGACCUUCACCAACAGCAAGACCUCCACCUUUAUGACCCUGACCAUCAACAUCAGGACCAUGAGCUUGACUACCACCUUGAGAGUCUGCCACAGUCCCACGAAUCUCACCAGUAUUCCUCAUCUCUUCCACUUCCAAGUGCUUCCAGGAUCUUUGAGGAUCACCCUGAAAAUGUUGGCUUCAUAGACAACCAAUUCUCCAGCCAGUACUAUGACAACAGCAGGAUGGCCACCAAUUUGACAAUGUUUUCCCAGCUUUGUGCUGUGGCUUCUGAGGCUCCAGUUUUAGGGACAUCUGCAUCUCACUCUUGCAACAUUCCAUUUAGCACAGCACCAACAGGCUUGCAGUUCCAAUAUCCACCUGAUGAUGAAGAUGAUGCUAGCAUUGUGAAGCAGCCUGUUCUACCCAGUGCAUCUUUCUCCCCUCCAAGUGUCGCAGACCCAGCUGUCACUCCAGAUCCUGGUGGCAUGGGAAUGUACAAUGGAACAUUUCCUAACUUAUCCGUGUAUGAUAUGUAUGUCAGGGGAGGAAACUCUGAUGUCCGAUGUGGAGAUAAUGACACAACACAAGAACUUGGAAACUUUUGUGUGGACUGUAAUAUUAUGUACAAACUGCAGUGCAAGUUCCAUCCCAGCGAAUACUCUUAUAUCUGUGACACUCCCAUUUUAUCCCAUGCUCGGCUGACUCUGCCAUCUUGUUUGAGGCUUGGAAGUUCAAGUGUAGUGGGGCAUACAAACAACACUGGUGUGUUUGCCAAAGAGGUGAUUGCAGCUAGAACAAAGUUUGGUCCCCUGAUAGGAUCUCCUGUGUCAUGUGACCAGCUAGGGUCAACAAGAAGUUUCUCCUUGUGGCAGACUUUCAGUGAAAGCAGCACUAAGGUGGUUGAUACAAGUGAUGAAAACUCUUCCAAUUGGCUCAUGUUUAUCAAGCCAGCUUGCGUGUCUGCUGAGCAAAAUCUGGUGGCCUUCCAGCAUGGCUCUAAUGUGUACUUUGUAACACGCAUGGACAUCAACCCUGGUCAGGAGCUGAGAUACUGGUUUGCUAAGGAUUAUGCUCGUCUGCUUGGAAUAACACCUAAUCCAAAGAGUGUCUACUAUCAACUGUGUCCUCACUGUACAGUUUGUAAGCAAAUUUUCCCAGACAGAAAACAGGUUCGUAGUCAUACAAGAUUACAACAUCCAAAGCCAUGUACCAAGAAGUGUGGACAGUGCUCUCGCAGGUUUUCUCAGGUGUCUCACCUCAAUGCCCACAUUACCUCUGUCCAUCUGAAAGUCAAGAAAUGUGUCUGCCCUCACUGUGACAAGAGGUUCUCUGACAGCAGCAACUUUCGUAAACAUGUCAAGUCUCACUCAGAUGAACGUUAUUUCAAGUGCCAGAUCUGUGGCAAAGAUUUUCGCCAGAAAGCCCACUUGACUCACCACAUGAACACCCACAUGCCUGUGAAAAAUGAGCAGUGUGGCUUUUGUGGGGUCAGAUUCACCCGGGCUUUCAGCAGGAAGCAGCAUGAACUCCAGCACACUAAACAAAACAAAUUCCCAUGUGCCCAUUGCAACAAGGUGUUUUACAAAAAACAAGUGUAUAGGCAACACUUGAAGAUUCACAGUAAUGAACGAAACCAUGUGUGUCCCUUGUGUAAUAAAGCGUUCCGUACCAAGGCCAACCUCACACGCCACGGCCCAGCCUGUAAACAGAAAAAGAAUAUCAUGCACUCAAUGUCAUCACAAUCUACUAUGUCGGCAGACUUCCUGCACCCUGGCCAUCCGGAUAUUUCUCCUAGUCAGUUUAGGAGCAGCUCUGAACUGAUGUCUGAAAAUAUUUAACUUCUUUGAUUUUUUUUCUUCAAUAGUUGAAAUAGAAAAAAAAACACUUAAUGUAUGAAACAUUUUCAUUGUUAAGAAUGAGUAAAUUAAUUAUUCUAAAAAUUUUAGAGCUGUGAUUCCCUACAUUUUUUUAAAUAACCUAAUUUAAUGAAAAUUUACCUAUUCACGAGAGCUCAAAAAAAUCUGCCAUGUUUAUUGCCACUGAGUGGCAUGGUAAUAAAAAAGCAACAUUUUUCUCCUGGAAAACCUUUUUUUUUUCUCAAUUUUUUUGUCUUUUUACCUGAGAUCUAAAUUUCAUUCAGCUGUUUAUUAGUAAUUUGUGAAUAUGCUAAAAAUGACUGAUUUGCAAAAUAAGUUUUUCAUUUAUUCCUACUGAAAUAGUCUAUUAAGACUUUACCAAGUGACAAUUGAAUUUUUAAUCCUUAAGGGGACGUUAUUUUUGUAAUACAAACCCAAACUUAAACACUAAUGAUUUCAGAUAUUUUUUUUAUACACACGUUAUGAAAUCUUACAUUUUUUAAUAUUUUUUUUUUACAUUAAAUAUAUAAUAUAUUUAGACAUUUAUAUAUAUAUAUAAAUUUAAUAUUAUGCGUAUCUAAAUUAUAAAUGUGAACAUGCUGAAAUGUUAUUUGCUAUUGAUAGCUUAGGAUAUUCUCAAAGUGUUUCACUAAAAUAUUUUCUCUUGUUGAUUCAAUGUUCUAGGUCAGUUCUUGUCAUUCAUCAGUUUCAAUCAUGAAAAUACUCAACAUUGUAAAUAAUAUAAAAAAAAAAUGGAUAUAAAAAAAACAAGUCAUCCAUUCUUUCUGUGAAAUGUAAUCAGUAUUUUUGUUUACUUUUUAUGCUUAUUUCAUCUUGAUUUAUGUUAUUUUUAUAAAGGCAAAAAAUAGUUUAUUUGUUUUUGUUGUAUUUAUUUUGCUCUUUCAAGGCAUUUUGCUUUUUUUUUAAAUUUCUGCGGCAAAACAACCAAGUGUUUGAGUGCAAAAGUACUUUAAUGCCAAAUUGUGUUUGACUUCUGGUCAUUGUAAUAGCCAACAUUUGAAGAUGCUCAUUUCCCACCUUCUGCAUUAGCAUGUAAUGUGUGUCUGGGAAAGUGAAGACAUUUCAACCAUUGUAUUUAAGAAACUAUUUUUUUCUUACCUAAGGUGGACGUCAUUAGUCCUUAACCUAAGUUGAGUUUUUAGGGAAAAGUUUUUUUAUCGAAGCAUUUCAAUAUUACAUCAUAACAUUGUCAAAAGCAACUUACCCAAUGACAUAUAAAUGUUGUACUAUGAUGAUUGUCUUGGUUUGGAGACUAUUAUAAAACUAUCAGGCCUUCACAAGUUUACCAGUACACUUGAAGCAUACUUUAUACAUUAUUACUUGUAGAUACACUGUAGAAUAACACCACCUUUAUAACUCUGUAUUAUCAUCAUUUUAUACCAUUAUAUCCUUGAUUUGAGUAGCUUUUAAUACUCAAUAUUAUUAGAGUAGAUACUGUUUGUAUGUGUAUUCUACAAUGUUUUUGUCAACCUUCCAUUGUAUACCAUUCAGUCAUUUACAUUUAUCUCUGUUACUAUUGAGCAUUAAAUUAUCUUUUUAUACAUUUUAUCAUUGGUGCAAUAAAAUAUGCAUUUACAUUAAACUUGAUCUGAAAAUAAAAAUGUACUUACUGGUUUAAUUUGCAUAUAUUAUUUACAAAUAGGCUCAUAUUUACACAUUCCAUUGCAUUAUGGUCCAGUCACUUUUGUGGACCAGUUUUAGGUGGGAGUGGGUAUCUGGAAGUAGGUUUUCUGAACUGCUUUUUCAAAAGCCAUUAAAAAAAAUGCUGAGUUUGAAAUUGAACUCAAGGUUUAUGAUCUAAAGUAUAUAUGGUAGCCAUAAAAGCAAUUUUGAAAAUAUAAGUUUUUAUGGUUAUCUUUUGUUAGUUUCCAAUUUUUAGUCAACGACCUUUUUCUUUAAACUAUGUAUUAACUCCCCUUAGCUAUUACUGUCUCUAUGUAUUAAAGCAAAAUUAAUCACAAAUAAUUGAUAAAAGGUCAUUUUUUUUUAUUGAUUGUUGUCAUCAACAAUGAAUAAUUGUGCGUUUCAACUUGAAUGGGAAGUAGCUACUGCACCUACUUCUGAAAUCUAAACACUACUAACUGCAUAAAC